This is a messenger RNA of Vigna unguiculata (cowpea), 970 nucleotides long. Its product is annotated as nuclear transcription factor Y subunit C-6-like. Gene Ontology annotation, cellular component: nucleus. Gene Ontology annotation, biological process: regulation of transcription by RNA polymerase II. NCBI's taxonomy places the organism in Eukaryota, Viridiplantae, Streptophyta, Magnoliopsida, Fabales, Fabaceae. The record is from RefSeq and is a predicted model, not a curated record. Gene Ontology annotation, molecular function: DNA-binding transcription factor activity, RNA polymerase II-specific; protein heterodimerization activity; RNA polymerase II cis-regulatory region sequence-specific DNA binding.
ACAAACUCGUGCUUCUUUAUUUGAUUUUCUUUACCAUCUUCUUUUCGACUUUCUCUCUUUGGUUGGAACUGAAAUCUCAAUCUGUUCAAAAUAAAGUUGAGCAGCUAGCAUGGAGCAAAACCAGCAUGGUCAGCCAGGAAAAGGAAUCGGUUCUGCUCCUGCACAAGAAGCACAUAACAAGAACCAAAAUCAGUCCAACCCUAACAAUCCUCCUAUUCAGACCGUUGGUUCUUCUGUUCCUUCAUCCUAUGGUCUCCGAUGCAAUUACCGACACCAGCAACAGCAGGAUCAGAUGGAGGAAAAAGUGAAGAGCUUUUGGGCACAACAACGGAAGGAAAUUGAGGAGAGCACUGAUAUAAGGAGUCAACACAGUGUGCCUCUGUCGAGGAUUAAGAAGAUCAUGAAGACUGAUCCAGAUGUGAAGUUGGUUGCAGCGGAGACUCCUGUGGUGUUCUCCAAGGCCUGUGAACUGUUCAUAAUGGAGCUCACAAUGAAGGCUUGGGCUAACGCCGAGGACAACAAUAGGAGGACAAUCAAGAAGUGUGACAUUGCAUCUGCAAUCGCAAAGACUGAUGUGUUUGAUUUUCUUGAUGAUAUUGCUCCCCUUCCUGGGAAUCACAAAAACACAGUGAUGGAUCCAUUGGUUGCAGGCAAUGCUCCAACACCAACCCAGAAUGUUCCUUAUAUGCCACCUCCUCAACAUGUUGCAGGCCCACCACCACCCUAUGUUGCUCCUACAACUCUUCAUCAGCAAAACCCUCCUCCUAGUUCAGAUGAUUGAACAAAAUAAAAGGUAUUUGGUGAAAACAAUGGUCUUUUCUUAAUAAAAGUUGACAUGGAAAACAUGUCAUGCAGAAUAAAAACACCCGAAAGACAAACUCAUGAGGGGUAUUUUACAUUGGAUUUUGUAGUUUUGGUGUGGAUUAAAUAUAAAUGUGUGGAACUAUAUAUAUAUUUUUUCAGAUUUGAU